Messenger RNA from Selaginella moellendorffii, 552 nucleotides. RefSeq lists its product as uncharacterized. The record is from RefSeq and is a predicted model, not a curated record. The transcript has a single exon. The coding region runs from base 1 to 552 and encodes 183 amino acids. Gene Ontology annotation, molecular function: nucleic acid binding. Lineage: Eukaryota; Viridiplantae; Streptophyta; Lycopodiopsida; Selaginellales; Selaginellaceae.
AUGGAGCCCCUAGUACUCCAACCACCAGAACAACUUCCUUUCAAAAUUUACAUCACGACGGGCACGGAGGCUUUUGGACUAUACCUUUUCCAAUGUUCACAGCUUGGCAAGCCACUACAUGCAACAUAUUAUGCCUCACAUUCGUUCGAGGAGAUUGGAAAGAAGUACGUGGAUGCAGAAAAAGAAGCAAUGGCUGUUGUUUAUACCUUGGAGCGAUUUUGUCACUUUCUUGCUGGAGCCUGUAUCCAUUCCCAUGUUUGUUUUAUUGUGCUGACUUUUCUUUUACAGCGACUAGUUCACAGUCCUCGUACUUUAUCUUGGAUUGUGACCAUUCAAGAGUUCCAGCCAACUUUUCACAUGCGGCGGAAGUGUGUGAUGCAUCUUCUCCAACAGCUACAGGUCAAGCAUGUGAAGAGCAGCAGCUAUUCUCCUGAGUGCAAUGGCCAGGCGGAAUCCAGUAACAAGAUAUUGAAGACAGUCAUCUCAAAGCUUGUGGAGAAUCACCCAAGGCGUUGGCACGAACACUUAGUUAUGGCAUGGUGGGCCUUUUAG